GGGAGGGGGUGGGGGCGGCGGGGCGGGGGCGGGGCCGCGGCCGGUCGCCCGGACAACCGCGACAAGAUGGCGACGCUGCCGAGCGGGCUGCUGGGGCCCGAGCCCGGGCUGCUGAGCCCGGAGCAGCUGGAGAAGUUGCGAGUCUUCAAGAUUGAGACUCGGAUUGCCAACGAGAAGUACCUGAGGGCCCACAAAGAAGUGGAGUUUCUCAUCAGUGGUUUCUUAAGGAAAAUAAAGAAUCUUUAUAUUCCUAUCCUGGGGAGUUUGCAGUCCAAGUUAGGAGUGGUUCCAGCGGAGAAAUUGAGGAUGGACGUUAAAAGCCUGAAUUAAAUCACCAUUUGCAUUAUUCACAAACACCUGGGGUGGUGAAUGAGGAGGGUGUUGUUGCUUUUUCAGGAGGAGACCGGUGUCUGGGCCUGGCUGCUGCUGGACACCCUCUGACCCCUUCCCCUUCCUUCCUUGCCCCCCCCAGGCCAGGCAGGCCUCCAUGCUUUCCCUUCUGGAGUCCCUGAAGUACCCCACUUGGAGCCCUCCUGGCCCCUUUGGGCCUUUCUUUUCCGGGGUGGAGCUGGGGAGACAGGUAGCAUUUGAAGUUUGAGGGUUUCCCUGUGUGUGUUUGCUGCUGGUGGUGUUUCCUGUGCCUGUUCCAGAAUGAGCCAGAGUCAGCCACACAUCUGAACCCGAUGCUUCACGUGAUCCUUCCUGUGAGAAAGGAGGCAGGGGCAAAGAGGACCGAGUCCCAAGCACUGUGCCUGUGCUUUGGUUUUUGAUUUUAUAAGAUUCAUUCAUUUUUUGAAAAGCAGAAUUACAGAGAGAGACAGAGACAGAGAGAGAAUCUUGCUUCUACUGGUUCACUCUCCAGAUGGCCUCAAGGACCAGGGCUUGAAGCCAGGAGCCUGGAACUCCAUUUGGAUCUCCUUCAAGGAUGACAGGGGCCCAAGCACUUGGGCCAUCUUCUACUGCUUUCCCAGUUAGCAGGGAGCUGGAUGGGAAGUGGAGCAGCUGGGACUUGAACUGGCGCCCAUAUGGGAUGCUGGCGUUGCAGGCAGGGGCUUAACCUGCUGCACCACGGCGAGAGUGGUUUUCAGUUCUGCAGGGCUCUGCUCAUGACUCACACGGAGCCCAGAGACACACUCAGCUUUGCUUCAGGAAGUGAACUUCCCACGUGGGUUUUCUGGAUCCUAAUGGUUUGUGACCGUUCAGCUAUAGCUGUCCAGCCUGUAUUCAUAAACAAUGCACAGAGCUCCUACUACCUUGAAUUUUGGACCUGAAGAAUGGGAAAAGUCACAAUCCAUUUUAGGCACCUAGAAACGUUUCGGGGUGCAGAUGUGGUAGCUGGGUGUGAGCCUGUGGAAAGACUCGAUUAGAUGUUUCCGCAGGUUCCCAGGCGCACGAACCUUCCCCAGACCCAGCACCGAUCACAUGAGUCCUUGGCCAGAGUCUUCGGUGGCUGCACAGCCACCACCUCUCUUGGUUUGUUUUUAGCAUCUCUUGAGACAUAAUGUACAGAAAAGUGACAUAUCCCAAGCUGGGUGGACUUCCACGCCUGACUUGUGGGUGGUCCCUUCCGGUGGGGCCCCCCAAAACCAACCCUAGGUCUCCUGACUUCUCCACUGCAGGCUCGUCUUGCCUUUUAACGUAACUGGCAGUCUACAGUAUGCACUCGUUUGUGCUUGGCUUCCGCUCAGUAUCCGGAAGACCUUACUCCUGUACAGUGUCCCACUGUGUGACUGCAGCACAUUCACAUACGCAUUCCUGCCGUCUUUGGAGCUGAGGACAAGCGUCUGUCCCGGCAUUCAAGGCCCUGCCUAACACAGCUUCCUUUGCUCCCUGUUCCUUCCUGCACACGCCCUUGACUCCUGCCAGGCUGCACUUGGAUCAUCCCACCGACCAUUCCUUGAGCGCUCUCAUGGAUGCUGUGGGUACAAGGGUGGCUACAAGCCCGUUCUAACCCUCAAGCAAGGCGCAGUUUGUAGAGCCUGCGUGGCUUCCUUCCUGCGGGGCCCCUCAGCCCUUGUCUUGCCUGUGGAAGCCCCUGUGCCUCUGCGUGCCUUGCUGACGCCAGCCGUGCUCUUCUCCUUGGCUGUACCUUCUUUGAGAUCAGCCUAUAUUUUAUCUUAAAAAAAAAUCAAUCCCUCAUAUGUAAUGCAGUUUCUUUUUUAAAGAUUUUAUUUAUUUGAGAGGCAGAGUUAACAGAGAGAGGGGGAAGCAGAGAAAGAGAGAGGUCUUCCAUCCGAUGGUUCACUUCCCAAAUGGCUGCAACAGCUGGAGCUGAGCCAAUCUGAAGCCAGGAGCCAGGAGCUUCUGGGUCUCCCAUGUGGAUGCAAGGACUCAAGCACUUGGGCUAUCCUCUACUGCUUUUCCAAGGCCAUAGCAGAGAGCUGGAUCGGAAGCGGGGCAGCUGGGACACAAACCAGCACCCAUAUGGGAUGCUGGUACCACAGGUGGAGGCUUAGCCCACUACCCCACAGAGCUGGCCCCAUAAAUUAUUUAUACAUAACUUGUGCUUGAUAAUUAUCAGCUUGAAUCAAAGGAGAAGGGGAGCAAAACUUUUUUUUUUUAAGAUGUAUUUAUUUAUUUGAAAGAGUUACAGAGAGAAGGAGAGGCAGGAAGAGAGAGAGAGGUCUUCCAUCCGCUGCUUCACUCCCCAAUUGGCUGCAAUGGCCAGAUCUGUGCCAAUUCGAAGCCAGGGGUCAGGAGCUUCUUCUAGGUCUCCCACACGGCUGCAGGGACCCAAGGACUUGGGCCAUCUUCUACUGCUUUCCCAGGCCAUAGCCAGGAUCUGGAUUGGAAGUGGAGCAGCUGGGACUUGAACGGGUGCCUAUAUGGGAUGCCUUACCUGCUAUGCCACAGCGCCAGCCCCAGCAAAAGUUUUAUUUUAAAAGAUUUUAUUUGAGAGGCAAAGUUACAGAGAAAGAGAGAGAGACAGGUCUUCCAUUUGCUGGUUCACUCCCCAGAUGGUUGCAAUGGCUAGAGCUGAGCUGAUCCGAAGCCAAGAGCCAGGAGCUUCUUCUGGGUCUCCUAUGUGGGUGCAGGGGCCCAAGGACUUGGACCAUCUUCUACUGCUUUCCCAGGCCGUAGCAGAGAGCUGGAUCAGAAAUGGAGCAGCUGGGAUAUGAACCGGCGCCCAUAUGGGAUGCUGGUGCCGCUGGUAGAAGCUUAGCCCACUAUGCCACAGUGCUGGACCCAAGCAAAAUUCUUAAAGGCUGGGGGUAGGGGCUUCCUGGAGGGUCAGCCUUGGCCAAGAGCACAAGAAAGUGGGGCCGUUGGGGUGGGGCAGCCCAUAGCCAAGGGACAGAGAGCAGAGACCGCCGCCUUUGCAGGCCCGAGUUCUGGGCCCGCUCUCUGUUUACUGUCUUUAUGAACUUGGGCAAAUGAUUAACCUUCGAAGGUUAGGUUUCUUCAUUUGUGAAAUGGGGACAUUACCUGGACAGCGUUUAUGAACAUAGUUUAUGAACCAUAAAGUUCUAUGCGGUAUAAGAGCAUAGUUCGGUUCCCAGGGCUUUGGGACUGCAGGUGUUACCAAGGUGUCCAUCCUCUGUGCCCUUGGAAGCCAUCUUUUCUGUCGGCCCAGCCGCCCUCGCGUGGGAAUUCCUGCCUGCGCCUCCUCAGGACACCACAGGGUUGUGGGGUCUGUCCCGCUGCGUGUGAGCACCGUGCCCAGGCACGUGCCUCUUCAUCUGUGCUUCCCACCCUGGACGUGGUUCUGUGAAAACGCUGCCCCCAGCCUGUUAGUGAUGAGGCCAGUGUCCUAGCUUGAUUGCCACUUAGGGCGUUUUGCGCCUUGCCUGACAUCCCAAGUUGGAGGAACAUGGCCGUUGAAAGGGGCUGGGCCAUCAGAUGUGGGCUGUGUGUUGGCUCCCAAGGUGGCUGUGGCUCGGGCUGAUCAGCCACGGGCCUUAACGCCCACUCUCCCUCCCGCCCUGUCCCUGAAUGUG
Molecule: messenger RNA, 3938 nt
Organism: Oryctolagus cuniculus (rabbit)
Lineage: Eukaryota; Metazoa; Chordata; Mammalia; Lagomorpha; Leporidae
Source: RefSeq, a predicted model, not a curated record